Molecule: messenger RNA, 2367 nt
Organism: Drosophila navojoa
Lineage: Eukaryota; Metazoa; Arthropoda; Insecta; Diptera; Drosophilidae
Gene: S1P
Product: membrane-bound transcription factor site-1 protease
Biological process (GO): proteolysis
Cellular component (GO): Golgi apparatus
Molecular function (GO): serine-type endopeptidase activity
Source: RefSeq, a predicted model, not a curated record
UAGUAUUUCUCUUAAAUGAGUGUAUUAACAUAUGUAUUUGUCGUAAAUGCGGUUUUUGCCUCUUUUAUAGCUGAAUGCAGCAUACAAGAAAAUAAUUUCUUCUCUAAAUUACCUAAAUUUCACGAGAAGAACGUUCCCAACGAAUAUAUUGUGACCUACCAUUCAAAAUACUAUACACAAGUUAGGAAUUCAUUUAUUUCAAAGAGGCUAAUAAAGGGAAAUGUAUUAAAAUGGUCAAUUCUAUCCCGUUAUAAUGAAGCUAGUCAUUAUCCAAGUGAUUUCGACAUUUUGGUUAUAACGGAUACAAAUUACACUUCAAUUGAACAAACACUGAACUUUAUCAGAGCCCACCCCGCUGUUAAAGGAGUUUCUCGUCAUCAUUAUGUCCAAAGACUUCUAUCAUACAAUAACACAUACAGCACCGUAUACAAUAUUCGCAGUCCUCAAGGAGUUGCGCGAGAUAAGCAUGCGAAGUCUGGACAGCAGCAGCAUGUGGCCGCCUCCUUAUAUGCGGACGUUCUUUGGAAACUUGGAAUUACGGGGAAAGGUGUUAAAGUUGCAAUUUUCGACACCGGCUUAACUGAAAAUCAUCCCCAUUUUCGAAACGUCAAGGAGCGAACGAAUUGGACAAAUGAGAAAUCUUCAGAAGACGGCGUGAGUCAUGGGACAUUCGUUGCAGGUGUAAUAGCUUCUUCAAAGGAGUGCCUUGGAUUAGCUCCAGAUGCAGAGUUACAUAUAUAUAAAGUUUUCACAAAUUCUCAGGUAUCUUAUACUUCGUGGUUUUUAGAUGCUUUUAAUUAUGCCAUUUACAAGAAAGUGAACAUUAUUAAUUUAAGCAUUGGAGGACCGGAUUUUAUGGACUCCCCAUUUGUCGAUAAAGUUCUAGAACUAUCAGCAAAUAAUAUAAUAAUGAUAUCGGCUGCUGGAAAUGAUGGUCCCGUAUACGGAACUCUAAAUAACCCGGGUGACCAAAGCGAUGUCAUAGGCGUUGGAAGUAUUAAUUUUGACAAUAAAAUCGCCAGAUUUAGUUCUAGAGGAAUGACUACCUGGGAGCUUCCCGUUGGAUAUGGUAGAAUAGGGUUAGACAUUGUCACCUAUGGCAGUCAAGUUGAGGGAAGUGACGUACACAGGGGAUGCAGGAGAUUAUCAGGAACUUCAGUCUCAUCGCCAGUUGUUGCAGGCGUCGCAGCUUUGCUCAGAAGUGGCGUUUCGCAUAAAAUAGAAUUAGUCAAUCCGUCAUCCUUGAAACAAGUGCUUGUUGAAGGUGCUGAAAGGCUGGCGAAUUAUAAUAUUUUUGAGCAAGGUCAAGGGAAACUAAAUUUGUUAAAAAGUAUGCAGUUGCUACUAUCCUACAAGCCGAAAAUUAGUCUUAUCCCAUCUUCGAUCGAUUUUACAUCAAGUUAUAUGUGGCCUUACAGCAGCCAACCACUGUUUUAUGGAAGCACUGCUGCGAUUGUAAACGUUACAAUUCUUAAUGGCAUAUCUGUAACUGGUAAAAUUAUUGAUCAACCGAGAUGGGUACCAGAUCCUCAUAAUUUUGGUCGAUACCUUAACAUUUCUACAUCUUUUUCAAGUACGCUUUGGCCGUGGACCGGAUGGAUGUCAGUUUAUAUUGUUGUUAAUAGUGAAGCACAUAACUAUGAAGGUAUAGCUAAAGGACGUAUAAUAUUAUUGAUAGAUAGUUUUCCAAUUGGCACAAAUUCGACUCUACGAAAGCAAGUAGAGUUCCACCUGACGAUAAGAAUUACACCAAAGCCACCCCGGCACAAGAGAAUUUUGUGGGAUCAAUUUCAUAGUCUAAGAUAUCCACCGGGGUAUAUACCUAGAGACAAUUUAAAGAUUAAAACUGAUCCGCUCGAUUGGAGGGCAGAUCACAUUCAUACAAAUUUCCGAGACACCUAUAUACAUUUGAGAAACUCUGGUUAUUAUAUCGACGUGUUAAGAGAACCGUACACUUGCUUUAACCCCCAUGAAUAUGGAGUUUUAUUGAUCGUCGACCCAGAAGAAGAAUUUAAUCACGAAGAGAUCUCCUGCCUCGAAAAAUAUGUCUACGAAAAUGGCUUAAAUGUUAUUAUUUUUGCGGAUUGGUAUAAUACCACGGUAAUGAGACACAUUAAAUUUUUUGAUGAGAACAGUAGACAAUGGUGGAUACCUGAUACUGGUGGAGCUAAUAUUCCAGCCCUGAAUGAUCUUUUGAGACCUUUUAAAAUAUCGUUCGGCGAUUUUGUUGGUGAGGGGCACUUCAAGUUGGGAGACCAUUCUAUGUAUUAUGCAAGUGGAACAACUCUUAAAACAUUUCCAAAUAAUCAAGAUAAUGUAGUUAUUGGAACUAAUUUAUACGAUCAAGGCGCAUCGGUAAUAGCUUAA